AUGCUCAGGAGGAUCCUGCUGAGUGUCUUCAUGGUGACUGCGAUGUGCAGAGGGAGCUCAGCGCACUACAACAGCGAUAUGUGCAAUUGGAAAGGAAGUGGGCUGACCCAUGAACUGCACAAGAAGGAAGUCGAGCAGGUGUACCUCCGUUGUUCGGAAGGAUCGGUCGAAUGGUUGUACCCAACUGGAGCUCUCAUAGUCAACCUUCUCCCCAAUACCUUGUCUGCUUCUGAGCACUUGACUGUUUGCAUAAAACCUUUAAAAGACUCCAAAGGAUCUAAUAUUUAUUUGGAAAAAACUGGAGAACUCAAGAUGUUGGUUCGGGACGAGGAACACCUUCCUAAUAAGGUCUAUUGCUUUGCCCAGGACCAAGUGUUGUUCAUUGAGGCCACACCACAGUUGGACAUUAGCCGAAAAAUUACUGGCUUCCAGUAUGAGAUUUUUAGCCGGAGGACGUUCUCAGACUUGCAUGCUAUUUCUGAUCCCUGUCGACCCUGCAGUGACACAGAGAUCCUGCUAGCAGUGUGCAUUAGUGAUUUCGUUGUCAAAGGUUCUAUCAAAGAAGUAACCACUGACAUUGAACAGCAGGAAUCCAUCAUUUCUGUUUCCAUCAACAGACUUGACCGACAGAAAAGCAAAAUUUUCCAACCCAGCCAAGAACACAGAGGUUGGGAAGGGAAGAUAAGGACGCCUUUGGAAUGUGGCGUCAGAGCAGGACUGGGGGAGUUCUUGUUCACUGGACGAAUGCACUUUGGGGAGCCCCGAUUGGGCUGUGCGCCGCGGUAUAGGGACUUCCAGAGGAUUUAUCUAGAAGCAAAAAGUAAUGGAUUAAACCCAUGCGAAAUUAACACGGAUUGA
Messenger RNA from Staurois parvus, 858 nucleotides. NCBI's taxonomy places the organism in Eukaryota, Metazoa, Chordata, Amphibia, Anura, Ranidae. The record is from the annotation of a GenBank genome assembly.